Stomoxys calcitrans (stable fly) is the source of this 2126-nucleotide messenger RNA. RefSeq names its product DNA polymerase alpha subunit B (gene DNApol-alpha73). NCBI's taxonomy places the organism in Eukaryota, Metazoa, Arthropoda, Insecta, Diptera, Muscidae. Bases 164 to 2029 code for a protein of 621 amino acids. The transcript has 7 exons. Gene Ontology annotation, biological process: DNA replication; DNA replication initiation. Gene Ontology annotation, cellular component: alpha DNA polymerase:primase complex. Gene Ontology annotation, molecular function: DNA binding. The record is from RefSeq and is a predicted model, not a curated record.
UGACAAUAAACAAAAACAUUGCAAAUUAAUUAAACAAAUCGUGUUUUUCGUGAUAAACAAAUCGUGGUGUAAUUUUAUGAAAUAAAAAGCAAGUGAAAUAUAAAACAUUCUCGAUAUUUAUAAAGUUUAAUAACUAAUUACCGAGCUAAGGCAACAAAGAACAAUGGAAAGCGAAUUAAAACAAGAAUAUGAUAAUAUGGGCAUUGAACCAACUCAGGAGGUUUUGUACAGAUCUGUCGAUCUUUGCUCAUCCUACAACAUUGAAGAUGCUGCCGAAUUUGUUGAACAAUGGGUGGCUUUUAGCAUUUCCAAUUUGAAUGGUGCCGAACCAACUGUUGACCAUCUCAAUGAGUUCGAACGCAAAGUGUUUCAGGCCAAACGUGACAAGGAAUUGCAAGCUGCCAGCAAAAAGAAAAGUGGCAAAUUUCCUUCGGCCAUUUCAAAUUUAACUCAUUUGAAUGAUAUUGCCGCCAGCAACAGUAAUCCUUUGGCCAUGUAUGGCGUUGAGGAUGAUGAUGUUAUGGAUGAUUAUAUGCAAGACAGUGCUAUGGCUAGUGCUGUUUUAGACGAUGUUGACAGCAUGCCCGGAACACCAAGCGUUUGUCGUACACCUAAGGCUAAAAGUGCUUUGGCCAGAACACCUGCUCGCCAGAAUGAUGCGCUCUUCAGUCCAGCCAGUUAUUCACCUAUCGGAACACCACGCACACACAUUGCUGCUGCAGGAUCGGGUAAAAUCGUUUACACUUUCGGCAAUCCCUCCUUGAUCACCAAUGCCCAUUGGUCGCUUAAGACACCGCUUCCAAGAAUCACGGUUAAGCAACUGCUGCAACAUGAGGGGACCUGUUUGGGUCCCGGAACCAAAGUCAAAUACAUGUUUGACAAUCUCUAUGAGAAAGCGGAAAUUGUAGGGGAUCGUGUCUUUGAAAUUGGCAAAGGUCUGUGCCAAAAGGUAUUUGGUGAAGGGACAGAGGGCUAUGAAUUAUCACAGGUGGAUAUGCAUUCGCAGGAUCUGAUCAAAACCAUUGGCAUUAUACACAGCGAUUACGAUGGACCGCUUGAUCCCUCAUCCACCAUCUUGGUUGGCUCCGAUGAGUCCAUGUGCCAUACGGUACGUUUAAAUUUCUCCAAAACAAAAUCUGUUGGCGUAUUUCCCGGACAAGUUGUUAUGGUCACUGGCAUGAAUCCCAAAGGUGAUGUACUCAUGGUUGAGGAAGUUAUCACCGAACAAAAUCUACAACCACCUAAACCACCACAAAUUGCUGAUCGUUUGAGUUUUGUCAUUGCCGCUGGUCCCUAUACCCAUGAUGAUGAUUUAGUAUACGAUCCAUUGCAGGAUUUGGUUAUGUAUUUAAAAGAGAAUCGUCCCAAUGUCUUGAUUCUAUGUGGACCCUUUAUGGAAGCCGAUCAUAAAAUCAUCAACGAUAAUGUCACUUUGGCAGAAACAUUUGAGGCUUUCUUUGAGAAAAUGAUAACAGGCAUAGUGGAGGCUAUAGGUCAAGAGACCACCAUAUUGGUGGUGGCCUCACAUCGUGAUGCCCACACCGAUUGUGUUUAUCCCACAAUGUCCAUACAGAUGAAGAAGAGUUUUGCCAAUGUGCACAUGCUGCCCGAUCCCUCAAUGAUUGAUUUGAAUGGUCUGGUUAUUGGUAUGACUUCCACCGAUAUUGUAGAUCAUAUUUUAUCCGAGGAGUUGGCUGUUAAUGCUGGUGAUAAAGUCAAACGUGUUGUCAAUUAUCUACUGCAUCAGAAAUCCUUUUAUCCCCUAAACCAUCCCAAGGAGGAUCAAAUGUGUUUGGACAGUGAUUUGGCUAGCAAAUAUGCAAACAUAGAUAGAAUACCCAAUAUUCUGAUAUUGCCCAGUACUCAAAAAUGUUUUCUAAGGGUUGUUAACGGCUGUCUGGCCAUCAAUCCUGGACGUUUGGCCGACAACAUUGGUGGUACUUUUGCUCGCUUCAUUAUAAAUCCCCCAGCACCCAAGGAGGAGGCCAAUCUAUUUAAUUAUGUCGGCUGUCAAGUGCGAAAAGUUUAAGUGGACUAUAGACCAGAACAUCAAGGACUUGUAACAACAACAAUUUAAGAUGCCAGUAGACAGUUUUCAUUAAAACAACUCAUUUUUUAAAAUAAAA